AUUCUGGGAAAGGAAGCUGCCUGUAAUUUCUUCUCUUGAUAAACACUUGGUAGGGGAAGAGAGAGAGAGAGGAAUAACUUAGUGAGCACGGAUCUUGCAAUUGCAGGAACGUGUGUCCCUGGACAACAUGCGGCUGCUCCUGUCGGAAUUCAACAGGAUCCAAUUGUGAAGGAGAGAUAGAGAAAUCAUCGAGAUUCCUUAUGAAGGAGGCAAAUACUUUUAUAAACAGCGUGAUUUACCUGCACUUGUUUCUGCCCAACAUAUUUGGAGGACCUAUAUGCAAAACAGGGAACCCAGUGACUGAUGAUAUAAAACUUAUUGAUGAAUUGGUUGGAAACUUGCCAAGUGAUUAUAAAAUCCAGAUAAAAUAUAUUUCUAAAGUCCCUAAUGUGACUGAUACAUGUUGGCUGCAUUUAACAGUGCCUGAAAUGUCAUUCAGCUUGGAUGGUCUUCUGGAAAAGUUUGCCAAGAAUUCAUCAAAUUAUUUAAUUAUUGAAAAUCUCCACCGGGUUCUGGAUGGUAUUCACAACUGUCUAUCCGAUGACAAGGACUAUCAGGAAGAAUCUGAGUUCAACUGUGAAAAGUCCAAUCUGGAGCCUAAACAAUACUUUAAUUACUUCAGUGAAAUCAUUACUGCAUUCCAGUCAGCGGAGGACACCAAUCCAUGUGAUGCGGCAGCAGUCUGUAGGACAAUGGAGCCACCAGACGCAGGGCGUGGCUCCAACUCCACUGCACAUACUCUGGAGCAGACAAAUAAAACCCGUGCACCAAAGUGUGAACGCACACAUCCAGAGCUGGUCCGUGCUAAAAGACACUCUCUCACAGCCAAGCAGCCAACUCUGGAAUCAAGUGAUCCAGACAGUUUCAAAGGACAUUGUACUGACUGCAUCGCGCCAGCGGACUAUGUGCCCGUGAUUGGAAUCAGCAUUGUUUGCACUGUGAUUAUCACUGUGUUUCUCACGUGCCUGUUUAUCAGGGUACAGAAGAACUGCAGGAGAAACAGAAGAAAUAGAAAUGAUCACAUAGACAUAGAGCAGAAACAGAAAAGGGAAGAAAAUGCACUAGAAGAAAGCCAAUUCAUCCAUGAAAAUCAAGACCCUCUUACAUAAAGUUACCAUCUGAUAAUGGGGUACCCAGUUUCAUUUGGCUUCAUAACUGGAGCAAAUUUCUCUACAUUUUGUAUUUUAUCCAUUUGGUGUGAAGUGAAGAACGGGAUUGGUGCAAUGAACUGCUGAAACCCCUUUGGCGUUCGACUUACAAGAAUGUUCCCCCAUGAAUGUGCGAUGGGCGUGUUGGCUGAGGAGAGUGUGUGUAUAUUCUCAGAGUGGGAGCCCUGUUAUUAUCGCCCCUAAUUGCCAAACACAUAUCUCCAUCGGACUGCAACAUUAAGCGGGCUUGGUGAAAGCAACCGAGAGUUUAGAAUUGGAACUGAAAGUGGAACCAGGAAGUGAGCAAAGACUGAUAACCUAUGAGGAUUAGUAAGGCUUUUGCCCCCUAAUAGUGCAAAAUAUACGUUGGGCUUUUACAGAGCAAACCAUAUCCAGAUCCCUUAAAACUAGGAAACAAUAAGACACCAAUUCGGUGCUUAACAUUCAUGUAGAAUGAUACAGCACAGAAAGAGGCCAUUCAGCUAAUCAUGCCAGAUAAUACACAACCCACCACAUACAGUGAUUGUGAGGUUUCUAGUGCAGUGAUGAAAACAAGAUACAGACUGUAAAAUGUCUGAUCAGAAGAUGAGGUGCUGUUCCUUUACAGCCUUCUGGUCCCAAGAACUUCAGACCAUGAACUCUGUCCUCCAUUUUGAUUCUUUACUUUUGUCAAGUGCCAGCCUCUAUUUUGUUUUGAUGUCUCUGCUUAAUUCAGGCAGAGCUGUCCUUUAUUCUGCCAUUAACACUUACUCUGGACCAAUGCUUUGUUUGUUUAUUACGACCAUUAUCACUCCUUUUGCCUUUUGUUCCAUGAUAUCUUUGUCAUUUAAUCUCUGCCACUGCUAACCUAUCCCUGACCUCCCCUUUUGUUCUACCUGGCCCCCCUCACUUUUUUAACAGCAUAAACCCAUUACAUUUCUACCCCUCUUGAAUUCCAAAGAAAUGUCAUAUAGAAACAUCAACUUUGCUUCUUUCUCUGCAGAUGCUGCCAGACCUGCUGAGCUUUUCCAGCACAUUCAGUUUUUAUUUCAUAUUUCCAGCAUCCACAGUAUAUUGCUUUCCUUUAAGUUCUUCUCAGUGCCCUGGCCAAUAUUUAUCCCUCAACCCAUAAACCAGGACAGAUUAUCCUACAUUACGACAAUUCAAAAGGUAUUUCAUUGGCUGUAAAGUGUUUUGGGGCAAUUUGAGGAUGUGAAAGAGGCUAUAUAAAUGCAAGUUCUUUCAUUCUAAACAGCAAUUGCAAUGAUCAAAUCUUAAGUCCAAAGUACAAGAGACUGACAGCAUUCAGGCAAACAAAAAAAAAUUCAUAAAUCUACCCUAGUGGAUCCAAGAGCCACCCCAGUGUGAACUCAUGUUCUAAAAAAAGAUGGCUGCACUUUAAGGAGAAUCCAGUGGGAAUGAGUGAUGUGCUGUUAUCCAAGUAAGAGCAGUGGAGGACAGGGAAGAUGGAAAAGAAAUUAAUUGAGAAAAAAAAUUAGUGUUUCAGAAAAACAAGCUUAAAAAUGUAAAUGGUCAGCAGAAUAGUGCAGUCCGGCAAGACUUCACUAAACACUUCAAACUAUAGGUAUAGACCAUGUACCAACACUACUGCUACCCUCUAAUCCACCCAUGUAAAUAGUUGGUGGUUUCAUCCUUGUCUUCAAAUUGCCUCGGUGACCUCACCACUCCCUACCUCGGUGACCUCCUCCAGCCCUGGACCCCACCACCAACAUCAUCACCCCCCCCCCCUCAACAUUCCCCACACGACCUGAUCUUCCGAGGUCUCCAGUCCUAGCUUCUUGUGCGUAUCCAACUUCCAUCGCUCCAGCAAUGGCGGAUGUGCCUUCAGCUGCCAAGGCCCAACGCUCUGGAAUUCCUUCCUCAAAACACCUCCACCUUACUCCGCAUCGCUCUCCUCCUAUAAGAUGCUCCUUGUAACCUACCUCUUUGACCAAGCUUUUGGUCACCUAUCCUUAUGCGACUCAAUGUCAUGUUUUGUUUGACCAUGCUCCUAUGAACCACCUUGGGAUGUUUGACUAUGUUAAAGGUGCUAUAUGAAUGCAAGUUGUUUUUAUAAUGAACACUCUUAAACCAUGAGCGUCUCCUCUUUUCGGCUGGAUGGUCACAAUGUCUCGGAAGAGCAGAAAAUAUUCCCAUCAGCAAGGAUUUAAAUUUUAUGGGGUAUUUUUUUGCUAAUAAGUUCCUGGAUUUUAUUAGUAUCCAAUUUUGAGUCUGCCUUUUGCCAAAACAAAGCUGAUGGAUCUGCCAACCCAUGUGAUUUCCUGAGACCUCACAUCAUUUCCCAGUUUAAUAAGAAUUCAUUUUUGCUGCUCCCCAUCAGUUCUACACUGGCAAGAUGUUUGGCUGUCUCUUGUUUUAAUUCUCUGAUUCCACUCUCUCCAGUACAGCAACAAAAAAUAUUUCUGUUUUAGGAUUUUCAACCUAAAAUUUACCUUUGGUGGCCUGAAUAGGGGGCUGCUAAAGGCCUGAGUUGCCUUUGGGGCAGCAGAUAGAGAAAUCUGUCCAAAUUUCCUGGCACUGGGAGAUGGAAACACAACGUAACUGGAAUGUGCCAAGAGACUGUGCUCCUGGCCAACUUUGAGGCCUGUUGGCUGCUGUCAGAGAACAAACAGCCCAGAGGCCAAAGGUCU
Messenger RNA from Carcharodon carcharias (great white shark), 3778 nucleotides. RefSeq names its product kit ligand a (gene kitlga). The transcript is spliced from 10 exons. Gene Ontology annotation, biological process: cell adhesion; positive regulation of cell population proliferation. The coding region runs from base 201 to 1109 and encodes 302 amino acids. NCBI's taxonomy places the organism in Eukaryota, Metazoa, Chordata, Chondrichthyes, Lamniformes, Lamnidae. The record is from RefSeq and is a predicted model, not a curated record. Gene Ontology annotation, cellular component: plasma membrane. Gene Ontology annotation, molecular function: stem cell factor receptor binding; cytokine activity.